GUUCGUGUCUAUAUACAGCCAAAAUUGCAGAGAGAGAGAGGGGAGGUUCUAGAGAGCGAAGUCUUUGAGAAGCUCAGUCCAGUCCUCUUCUGCUCCCCAGACUCUGAAACCCUAACCAGAGCGGAAGCGAGAGAAAGAGACGAUUCUUCAUCUCCGAAACCCGAAAGAAGGAUCCGGACUGAGAUCAUAAUGCUGAAGACAAGAACCAGUUCUCUGUCUCAACACAAAGAUCAAGCAGCAAUGUCUCAGUUUCUUGAUCCCAAACCUGAGCCUCCCAAAACCAUCACCAACCCUCUGGGUCUCCUGAUCGGUCUGAGCAAAAAGGAUCUAUCAAGUUAUGAUUCUGUCAGAAGCCCUACUUCUCCACUGGAAUUUAGGGUAUGCUCAAACUUGACGGAGCCUUUCAUUAGGUCUCCGAGAUCAUCAUGGCAGAAUGGUCAUCAGUUCAACUGCUUGGGACCCGCUAAAGUUGGGUUAAGCAUCGUGGAUUCUCUUCACAAUGAUCAAAAUUUGUCACGUGACGUCAUUUUUGGAGCGGCUGUGAGGAUCAAGACCCUCAAGAAUCAGGACAAGAGUCCUGAGUUCGAUCACGAACCCAAGUCUUUGUCCGAAGGUUUCCCCGCGUUGCAGACGACCAAGGAGAUCAAGAAUGCAACAUCUGGUGUUAUUUUUGAAAUCGGUGAAGACCCUUUUGAGCCUGAGCCUGUAGGGUUGAAAAACCGAUAUUUUUCUUGGGGUUCUUGUAGGUCUUUGCCAACAGGAUCUGGUUUAGCAUUGUGUGGAACUGAUUCGAGUUCCGGAAGUGAUUGUCUGAGGAAAACCCGAGUUCUGUCUCGUUCCAAGCUGGGGGAAGAACUCAGCAACUCGAGCCACCUUUUAGAUUUGAAACCGGAACCAAAAUCUGGAUCAGUUGUCCCAGAUACCGGAUUACUUGGUUCUUAUUCUUCUGCAAAUGACAUUGAACUGCUAGAAGAUUACACUUGUAUCAUCUCACACGGUCCUAACCCGAAAACUACUCAUAUUUAUGGUGACCAAAUUUUAGAGUGUCACAAUAACUUGAACAAGGGAGGUUUUUGCGGUAAUAAGGAGGAUCACAUUCCAACCGAGCCAGACUCCCUGUUUCCCUCCGAUGACUUCUUGAGCUUCUGUUACUUCUGCAACAAGAAGCUGGAAGAUGGGAAAGACAUAUACAUGUACAGAGGAGAGAAAGCCUUUUGCAGCGUGGAGUGCCGUUCAGAGGAGAUGCUGAUGGAUGAGGACCUGGACGUGAAUCUAAACAUGCCCGAGCCUCCUACGAGACCCUGAGCACGAAACAAAACAGACGAUGUGCGGGAAGACAUGCUUUUUGGAGGAACCCGAUAUCGUCUUCACUACCAUAAAAGACUAAUCCUUUCUUCAUCAAUAUUGGUAUCUGAAAUCUCUCAGUAGAAGGUGGGGAAAACUAUGAAAGAACCGUUCAUCCGUUUACAAAAGAGCUGUCUUUAUGUGCAUCUAUUAGCAGCAGCAGCAGCCACGGAUGAAUCGGGUUUUUUUUUUUGUAAAUUUUUUGGUAUGAAAUGAGAUGCGUUUUUUGACAUUGGGGCUCUUGUAAUGUUAUCAGCAUACUGAAAUAAAAGGGUUUAGGGCAAAGUUGAUGUGGUUAUUUAUUUCCCCCCUUUGAGUUUGAGAUC
Molecule: messenger RNA, 1670 nt
Organism: Tarenaya hassleriana
Lineage: Eukaryota; Viridiplantae; Streptophyta; Magnoliopsida; Brassicales; Cleomaceae
Product: protein MARD1-like
Exons: 3
Coding region: 190-1305 (371 amino acids)
Source: RefSeq, a predicted model, not a curated record